AUGGCGCGCUUACGCCUGGGCUACACAAAGUCGCGCACCGGCUGCCUGAGAUGCAAGCAGCGCAGAGUCAAGUGCGAUGAAACAAAGCCGUCCUGCAAAGCCUGUGUCCGCCAUGGCGUCGAAUGCAGCCUUUCAUUGUCAACUGACCCCAACAAUGCCAACUCUCCGUCCCCCGCUAGCUCCGCUAAUCAUGCGGGCAUCCCAUCGCCGGGCCCGUCGCCGGGCCCACAGUCACACCUAGCACCGUCCCGAAGAAGCCGGCCCAGAAGCAUCAACCCCAAGCCUAGCGAUAACCCCCCAUUCCAACCCCCUCCUUCCAUUACCGUCCCACCGGGAGAUCUCCAUGGCCCGGAAGCCGAACCUUCCCCGCACGGGUCGGCCCUCACCAUGACCGGUUCCCCACUAGCAACCACCCCAGAUCCAUUUCCGUACCUCGCCAAGUUUGUGACCGGCCCGCCGGAAGAGGACACGGCAGACUGGGUCUUUGACCUGGAGCUGCUCCACCACUUCACCACGUGCACGUAUCCGACCUUCAUGAUCGACCGCUCGCGAACCGAGACGAACCGGAUGUGGCAGAUCGAGGUACCCAAGCAGGCCUUUGUCCACGUCUUCCUGCUGCAUCAAAUCCUGGCCAUCGCAUCGUACCACCUGGCCUAUCUGCAUCCCCAAAGUCGCCAAGCAUACGCCCUCCGCGCCUCGCACCAUCAAAACGCCGGCAUCCGGCUCAUGCGCGUCGCCCUGUCCGACAUCUCGCCCGCCAACUGCCACGCUCUGUUCGUCUCUUCGUCGCUGCUCUUCAUCGGGUCACUUGCCGCGUCGUCCUCAACCAAACCCUCCGCGGAUGGUCCUACGGUGGACGAUCUCGUGGAUGUGCUGAUGCUAGUCAAGGGUAUGGGCAGCGUCCUGGACUCGUCAAAAGAGCUGCUGCGCUCAGGGCCGCUCUCGGAGCUCUUUGUCCUGCACGCCUGCCCAGACCAGCUCAAUCCCGCCUUGGAUCGAGUCGUCCUCGCCGUGGGCGACUUUUUGGUCGAGAUUGCCGAGACAGAGCCCGAUGCCCAUGUGCGUGCCACCGUCCACGCCGACGCCUACCGCAUGGUGACGGCCAUCCGCGAGGCCCUUGGGAAGUCGGCAGGGCCGGAAUAUCACGUGGUCGCCGCCUGGCCGAUCCAUAUGUCGGACGAUCUGAUACCGCUGCUGCGCCAGAGGAACCAGGCUGCCUUGGCCCUAUUGUCGUACUACUGCGUCGUGUUCCACGCGGCGGAGCUGCAAGGGUAUUGGUUCAUGCGGGGCUGGGCACCGGGCGUGAUCCGUGACAUCUCGCGAACCAUGGCUGGGCCGUGGAAGCGCCACUCGGCUUGGGCGCUGGGAUGGAUCACCGGGCAUGCUGCCAUAGGUUGA
Messenger RNA from Parathielavia appendiculata, 1398 nucleotides. RefSeq lists its product as uncharacterized. NCBI's taxonomy places the organism in Eukaryota, Fungi, Ascomycota, Sordariomycetes, Sordariales, Chaetomiaceae. The transcript is spliced from 2 exons. Bases 1 to 1398 code for a protein of 465 amino acids. The record is from RefSeq and is a predicted model, not a curated record. Gene Ontology annotation, biological process: regulation of transcription by RNA polymerase II. Gene Ontology annotation, molecular function: DNA-binding transcription activator activity, RNA polymerase II-specific; zinc ion binding.